This is a messenger RNA of Lemur catta (Ring-tailed lemur), 4679 nucleotides long. RefSeq names its product phosphoprotein membrane anchor with glycosphingolipid microdomains 1 (gene PAG1). The record is from RefSeq and is a predicted model, not a curated record. Gene Ontology annotation, biological process: intracellular signal transduction; negative regulation of T cell activation. Gene Ontology annotation, cellular component: membrane raft; plasma membrane. The transcript has 12 exons. Bases 658 to 1932 code for a protein of 424 amino acids. NCBI's taxonomy places the organism in Eukaryota, Metazoa, Chordata, Mammalia, Primates, Lemuridae.
CCGCUGCGGCGGGGCAGUGCGGGGCCGGCGGGACCGCGCGCAGGAGUUUGCGAGGCUGCCUUGGAGAGCGCGGUCCCCCAAGAAGACUGCGUGCCUCCUGAGUCCCAAGUCUAGCCUGAGGAAUCGCCAUUUGCUUUUAAUUGGCACAUGGAGCACAAAAUCAGAGCCCUGAUUCUUCUCAGAACUAUUCCAUGUCAAGUCCCAACAGCCAUCUCAACUGAGCUAACAUAUAAAACAAAUAUAAGAAGACUCUGAAAGGGAGAGAAAAGAAGGCAGACCAUCUAUAGAUCUCAAGACCCAAGGACCAACAUAAUGUGUCUGUAUCCUGCAUGUAACAUUAUGCUGUAGUGUUGCAAGAAGUUGCCAGUGAGGGAAACUGAGCAGUGGAUACGUGGGAUCUCCUUGUAUUACAAAAAACACAAGGUCGUUCUCUGAUUUCGACAGUUGGGCACAACUUCGUUGCUGGGAAAAGGUGAUUUCAAGGCCAAGAAAGAAGAGAGAACUCUCACCACCACAUUGCAAAGGGAAUACAUUGCCAGAAUUUGGAAUACUUUUUUGGACAAACAUUUCUCCAGGGAGGAUGGAGCCCUCGGCACCCCCACGUCACCACCUUUGAAGGACCGAUUCCGUCAGCCUGUGCCAGUUCCUGCUGCCACCAUGGGACCUGCAGGCAGCGUGCUUAGCGGGGGACAAAUGCAGGUCGUCCUGUGGGGGAGUUUGGCAGCUGUUGCCACGUUCUUCCUCAUCACCUUCCUCAUCUUCCUGUGCUCCAGUUGCGAUAGGGAAAAGAAGCCGAAACAGCAGAGUGGGGACCAUGAGAACCUGAUGAACGUGCCUUCAGACAAAGAGAUGUUUAGCCGUUCAAUUACCAGCCUGGCAACAGAUGCGCCUGCCAGCAGCGAACAGAACGGGGCGCUCACCAACGGGGACAUUCUUUCAGAAGACAGUACUCUGACCUGCAUGCAGCAUUACGAGGAAGUCCAGACCUCAGCUUCGGAUCUCUUGGACUCGCAGGACAGCACAGGGAAGCCAAAGUGUCAUCAGAGUCGGGAGCUGCCCAGAAUCCCUCCUGAGAGCGCGGUAGACACUGUGCUCACGGUGAGAAGUGCGGAUGGGGACCCGGGCCCGGGCGUGGAGGGGCCGUACGAAGUGCUCAAGGACAGCUCCUCCCAAGAAAACAUGGUGGAGGACUGCUUGUAUGAGACCGUGAAAGAAAUCAAGGAGGUGGCAGCAGCCACACACCUGGAUAAAGGCCACAGUGGCAAGUCAAAGUCUACUUCUACCUUGAAGGAGCUUCCCGGGCCCCACACCGAGGGCAAAGCAGAGUUCGCUGAAUAUGCCUCUGUGGACAGAAACAAAAAGUGUCGCCAAAGUGUGAAUGCAGAGAGUAUUCUCGACAAUUCGUGUGAUCCAGAAGAGGAGGCGCCGCCACCUGUCCCUGUCAAACUUCUGGAUGAGAAUGAAAACCUUCAGGAGGGGGAAGGGAGAGAGGCAGGAGAGGAGAGAGCCGCGGAGAGGACCAGCGAAACCAACAAGAGAUUUAGUUCAUUGUCCUACAAGUCUCGGGAAGAAGACCCAACUCUCACAGAAGAAGAAAUCUCAGCCAUGUACUCAUCCGUGAAUAAACCUUUGCUUAAAGCGGCAGAGGCCACCUACACCUCCAUUCAAGGGGCCCCUCAGAGGUCGCCGUCCUCCUGCAAUGAUCUCUAUGCUACUGUUAAAGACUUUGAAACCACUCCACACAGCACACUUCUACCAGCGGGGAGACCCAGCGAGGAGCCAGAGCCCGAUUAUGAAGCAAUACAGACUCUAAGCAGAGAGGAAGAAAAGGUCCCCCUGGGGGCCAGCGGCCACCAUGGCCUGGUCCCAAAGGAGAACGACUACGAGAGCAUUAGUGACUUGCAGCAAGGCAGAGACGUCACCAGGCUCUAGCAACCCAGAAGACGACCCCAGACAGCCUGUGCUCAGCCUCUGGGGACGUUUCUUCUGCUGAAGAGAAGUGGUGACACAAACCUACACCUUACGUGCUGCUUCAGUCAACUGAAGACAGUCGGAGGUGCCGGGACCGUGUCCCCUGUUUUCCAGUUUCUGAGACAGCGAGGCAGGGACCAGGCUGCACCCGAGCGUGCCCCUGCCCGCUGGGGACACAGGCACGGCCACGCACGUCUCCGUGUGCACCCUCGCCCUCCGCAGAAGACCCGCCUGUCCGUGGCCUCAUGCCACUGCUGGGGACAGCCAGGCUGUGAGGAAGAACUGCACUCAGCAAGGACUGCAGCUCCCCCAGCCUAAGAUACUGCCAUGCGCAAGAGCCAGGUUUUUCUUCCUCUCUUUCCUUUUCUCUGUCUGCUACUGACUUGAAAACGUAUGGCUUUUCCCCCUUGAAAUGUUUUGAGUUCUGUGGUUCAUUCCAAGGAAAUUCUCCCACAAGGCUUGGCCUUAGCCUUCCACAUAGGUGUUUUAGGAGGGUGAGAGCCCAGGGUGGCUGGUCACCAUGCGGCGCGCCAGUCCUCUUCAAAGAGCCGUGUGUCAGCACCUGGGAAUCUGACUCUGACCCCUGCAGGGGAACAGGACGAAGGAGGGACAUCCUUGAGUCUCUCUUCAGGCUUUGUUCCUUCUCAUUUUGGCACUCUACGUCAGCAGCCUCUCCCCAAAGUACUUGAAGUCAGUUUUAGAUGCUUGCUUUUAUUUUUCUAGUCACAACAUUUUUUUCCCCAGUGUUUGAAAACUUGUCAGAGCCUUUUCAGUAUUUUCAAUGAAUAUUGUGGUACUUCUAUACUCGUUUAAGCCCAGAGCUCAUUCUUUCCAAACAGAGAGCCUUAAUCUUUACGUUGGGACACAGACCACAUACUUGGACAGCAGCCAUGCAUCCAUCUCCGAAGGGCUGUGGACAUGAAUGUGUAUUUCCCGUGAUCUCUGCUGCCCGCACCCACAGUGCGGGGUCGUGUAAGUUCACUGCUGCCCUAAGGUAAUCUAUCUAAGAUUAAAAUGUAAACAUUUAUUUUUGUUAUAUAAAUUUAUAAGAUGUUUUAUGUUUAAUGCCUAAUUUCUUGAAAGUGCCAGAAAAAAUGUAUAGUAACUAUUUUGAUUUUAUGUACGAUGAUUUAUACUCUCAUUUUGAAAAGACAUCAUAAAGCACAUAAGCUAGAUGAUUACAAGUAGUUGUUAUCUUUUUUCUAACCAAGUAUUUAAAACAUUGAAGGUUUUUAAAGACUCACGGUUUCAAAUGGUACUUGGAGCUCCUGGUCCAAAUCACCUAGGCCACUGGAGAAAUAAGUGGGAUAGACAUAAUAAUUAUUUUCAGUGGUUUGUGGUGGGCAAUAUUGAAAUAUAUGAAAUGAUAAAAUGAAAAGAAGAACAAAAUAUGAUGAGAGGUGACUGAAUUAUGAACCUCAUAAAAGUGUCAUAAUUUCAUUAAGGUUUAAUUACAUUUUUUUAGAAAACAGUGAUGAAUUCUGCAGUCCAGUGCUUGCCAAGUGCAAAUUGCCUAUUGGAAUUUUUUUCCUUCAUUUUACAAAAAUCAGUGGCUGAAAUAACUCAGAUUAAGAGCUCAGCCCUGGUUUGAAUUUAAUCAUCUCUUUAGAUCUCAUCAGGCCAACAUCUGAAAACUUGUUCACUUUUCAUUUUAAAAGUCGCCUGGUUGAAGUGCUAUUAUGAAGUGUGGGCUAUGGAAAGGCAGCUUUUCCUACACUGAUAAAGAAAAAGUGAGGCAAUUAUUCCAUCCCACUGUGACAUCUGCGACUUUUCAGAUUUAAUAAUCUUGCUGUUUUCCCUCUUUAUGACAAAGAAUGCAAUUGGGAAGAUGAAGCAUCUUGAAAAUGGUAGAGACCAGCUCACUGGCAUGCUUUUCCAUGCCUGUAUUCAUGGAUCGAUUUUGUGAUGCUCUGUAUUGCAUUUCUGAAAUUGUAAAGUGAGCUACGUUGGGUUGGUUGUCACUAUAUUUCAGUCAAUCUAGUCUCUGCCAUGAAGACAUCAUAUGCAUAAGCACAAUCAUCAUUGAUUAGAAGAUAAUGGCAGAAUACCCCUGGAUUAAAGAGAAGUUCAUAAAGUGCAAGGCACAUCCUCUCUGAAUUCAGAUCUUUCACAAGCACUGCUUUGCCUGGUGAUUUCCACCACUCUGUAUGAAUGACUUUGACCGAGCAAUCUCUGACAUCACAGGGUUCCUUCAGUGCAUGGUAAUGGCCAUGUUGCACACCUAGCAUUGUACAUGCUAUAGCAACAUCCUUUCUAGACACCUUACAGCUCAAAAAUUUUUAUUGCACUUCUUGUCCUAUUUGUCACCAGGGAAGUAGGUAUGAUAUCUAAAGUAUAAAACCUUUUCUGCAUAGAGAACCUCAUUACAAAUAAUCAUGUCAUCUUGAAAUUUCAUUAUCAGAAUUUUCCCUAGAAGUUUUCAAACAUAGGCUAUGCAAUAUGGCCCUAAAAUAUUCACUGAAAUAUCUCUUUUAAUUUGAGAAGCAGUUGGUAAGAAUAAGUUGUGAUAUAAAGUAUUUUAAGGCCCUCCAGCAAAAACCCUAAAAGAAUAAAUGAUAGCACAGUUCAUGAAGGUUGGGGGAGUGGAGUGAACUUCAGAAAGAAAACUCCGCUCUUUAGAAUAUAGGUACUUUCCUAAAGUGUAUUUAUUGAUGCAUCAUUACUGUUUAACUUUAUACUACAGUUUUCAAUAAAUAUUGUCACAUUUA